GGAACCACCAGUCUGGCAGAAAACAGAACUGUAUUAUACAUAUCAUAAAGCGUAUUUUUACAUUUAGUCUAGCUCUGUCAGCAAUAUGAACUUUUAAACGUUGACAGACACUUCUAGACUCCCCCAGACGUAUCGUGGUGGAUUCUACCGUUUUCCCGCAACAAGGUGGAUUUUUAACUUGCUUUGGAAUUUCGCGUGAACUGUCAGUGAUAUAAGUAGGAGGAACCUUUUUGGGAAAGCAUACCUGAGAAAAGUAGGCAGCGACACAGAGUUCAGAAAUUUAAUCAACAGUUUCCUUUGGAUUACUGAAGAGCCACCGGCAUACAUGUACAACUACGGAAACCUGGGCAGAGGAAACGAUCGGACCUUACCAGAUAACAGCUCUGGAUCAGGCUCGAGCUCCGCGACUGUCGCUACAACCGCUGCUACAACUCAACAACAACAGCAGAAAUAUUCUGUGGCAGGAUCCAGUCAGUUUGUGCCCAGUCUCAAUGCCAUAACUUCAAACCAGGACCUUCAAUGGAUGCUUCAGCCCUCUGUUCUAGGCGCCCCGGGACCAUCCAGGGCACCAUCUUACUCACUGCCACCAAGAAUACCAUUUAUGACUCCUCAACUUUCCCAAUCACACAUGUCCCGGCCAGGUGUUAUUAGACCAGCUACAGCUGUUGGCAGCUCAACAAGAAGCAGAAAUGAUGAACAUUUAUCCCAUGAGGAACUUGAGCGGCGUAGAAUUAGAAGGGAACGUAAUAAAAUGGCUGCUGCGAAGUGCAGGAAUCGUCGACGUGAACUGACUGACACAUUGCAAAGUGAAACUGACCAGCUAGAGGAUGAAAAAUCUAGUCUGCAGAAGGAGAUCGCUGAGCUUCAGAAGCAAAAAGAGAGACUUGAGUUGGUGUUUCAAGCCCACAGACCCAUCUGCAAAGUCCAGGACUCGGACUCAGACUCUGAGUCUGACUCCAACAGUGACAUACCGACACUGAGUGGAAUCAAGAUUGAGUCUGUGGACCCUGAUCUUCCUGGACCCUCCAGAGAAUCAAAGAUUCACGCCAAGCCUAAUAGACCGAAGCACAAAAUUACCAUCCCACCUCCAGCUUCAUCCUCCUCCUCUGUUACCAGCGCACCUCUUGAAUCAGAGUCUCUCCAUACUCCUGUCCUCAUCUCCACUCCAUCUCUAACCCCUUUUGCUGCCAGCCUGGUCUUCAGCUACCCCUCUUCUUCACAGGAUACCCGCUCUGUGACUUCAUCCCAAGCUCUCAAUCUCACCAGCUCUCAUAGUAGCAGCCAGCCUUCUCAUAACCCUCAGCCGUGUGGCGUCGCUCAUCGCCGCAGCAGCAGCAGUGGAGAUCAGUCAGAUCACUCUCUCAAUUCACCAACCAUCCUCACCCUUUAAUUUCUCAUCUGCUGGAGGGAAAAGUGAUUCCAAAAGUGUCCUUACUACUACAUACAAGCAUAUAUGCUUUUACCUGUGUAUUCUGUUUACCUUUAUUCAUGGCAGUUAUCAAGUAACUUAAAUGCACUAUAAGAAUAGAGAAGCAUGAGUUAAAGGUGAUGUGUGUAACCUCAAUAUAGUAAGGAGACCCAACUAUGCCAUUCGUUGGCUGAUUAGUAAUACUCAACAAACCUAGAGCGUGAAUUUGGAGGUCUGUUUGACCUGUUCGUUCAAUUAAUAACAUAUGGUGUAAGUGUACAGGAAAAGGUAUUUUUGCAUUUCAUUUGGC
This is a messenger RNA of Carassius carassius (crucian carp), 1718 nucleotides long. Its product is annotated as fos-related antigen 1-like. The record is from RefSeq and is a predicted model, not a curated record. NCBI's taxonomy places the organism in Eukaryota, Metazoa, Chordata, Actinopteri, Cypriniformes, Cyprinidae. Gene Ontology annotation, biological process: regulation of transcription by RNA polymerase II. The transcript has 4 exons. Gene Ontology annotation, molecular function: RNA polymerase II cis-regulatory region sequence-specific DNA binding; DNA-binding transcription factor activity, RNA polymerase II-specific. Bases 326 to 1390 code for a protein of 354 amino acids. Gene Ontology annotation, cellular component: nucleus.